GCAGACUCUGCCCAGCGCAGUUCAGUAAGGCAGCAGCAGCACAUACACACACAUACUCACACACACACACACACACACCACGUACGGAUUUAGCCGACCGACUUUUGACUUUAAACAAUGCAGAGGAGGCCUGAAAAGUUGGAAAAUGCAUCUUUAGGCACGGGACUGGCUGGGACAGCAGCUGUGCGCCCACGGAUCGGGGUUCAUGUGUUGGUUCCCCUGCAUUCAUAAGGAAAGUCGCCUCAGGAGCUGGGAGAAGACACGAACAGCCGGACUGCGGUGCCAAUAAGGAAAAUCCAUUCAUUUUUUUAUACAUGUCGGAUUUACCACCGCUGGGAUAUUAAUUUAACUCUCGUUUUAGGCCAGAUUUAAUGCUUAAGGCACCACCGGCUGCAGUUUGGAACCUACUUUUGGAGACGUUGGAUGUGUUUUUACGCACGGGAUUUUCUCAACAAAUGACCACCUGUGAUUGCUCCUCAACUAUCUUCCUUCAUCCUCUCUGGUCUUUUUUCCACUCUGACCCAAAUCAUCAUCAUCAUCAUCAUCGUCGUCAUCUGCUACACCGGCUUUGACGAAGGAGACUGAAAGGCAUCCAAACGCACCGGCGUGUGGCUGAGAAUGCGUGGAGGUGGUUUCCCGAUGUCCGUCUCCGUGGUGAUGACUCUGCUUUUGGUCGUUAUAGACGUGAAGGCCAGCGGGGAAUACUGUCACGGGUGGCGAGACUCGCAGGGCGCGUGGAAAGACGGGUUCCAGUGCCCGGAGAAGAUCGACGCGGAGGACGCGAUCAUCUGCUGCGGGAAGUGCGAGCUGCGAUAUUGCUGCGCCAGCACGGACGCGCGGCUGGAUCAGGGCAGCUGCGAGAACGACAAGCAGGCUGAGGUACCGGGAACAGAGAGCAAAGAGGACAAGGACUCCCGCGCAGUGCCGAUCUAUGUGCCCUUCCUGAUCGUGGGAUCCGUGUUUGUGGCCUUCAUCCUGGUGGGCUCCGUCGUCGCCGUGUGCUGCUGCCGCUGCCUCCGGCCGAAGCAGGAGCUCUCCUCGGCCGGCGCCUCGGGAAGCGGAAGCGCCGGCGGCCGCCUCCUGGAAACCAUUCCCAUGAUGGCGAGCAGCUCCAGGGGCUCCUCGUCCCGGCAGUCCAGCACGGCCACCUCGUCCAGCUCGUCGGCUCCGCCCGCCGGGGCCCGCGCCGGUCCCGCUCCGCUAAUGCGGGCUCAGGCCUCCUGCUGUCUGCCCCCGGACGCCAGCGUCUUCGUCAACAUGCCCACCAACUUCUCAGUUCUCAACUGCCAGCAGGCCACCCAGAUCAUGUCCCACCAGUCACAGUUCAUGCACCCACAGUACAUCGGCUACGCCCACCCCGUGUCCCCGACGGCGGCCUUUUUGGACCACAGUCAGGGGGCAUACAGACCCCUCCAGUCCCCCUGUCCUCCUCCGACAGCGGGAUCCAGCGGCACCAGUGACAAUAAAGGACCUCCAGUAACCGUGUGAUGAGGAUGGAGGUGAGGCGGGCCGGGGGAGGGUGGCUUACUUGCAGACCACUCUGGAUUUUGUUGGAGCAGGGACGUCUGGGCUCACUUCCAAAGUGGAGAAAACAACAAAAAGAAAAAGAAAAAGAAAAGAAAUCAAGGAGUCCGGACUCACAUGAAGGACUUCUUAAGCUGUUCCCAGUCUGGACCUGCCCUGCUAUUGUGUGUUGGCGUUUCAUAUGAUCUCUUGGCAAAGUGUCACCGAGCUCAGCUCAACCCGUGAUGGGGGUUUAUGGAUCCAUAAACAACUCUCUGCAAAACUGAAUGUUUUAGGGUUUACCACGGGCCAGGUGGAUAACGACGCGCAGUUCAAUGCAGUAAAACGCACGCAGCUCGAAUCGGAGCCGCGUGCGUUUCUUGUGCACACGGACCCCUACGCGAAAAGCGUGAAAAGAGAUUUGCUGGCUUAUAUGUGCAGGAAUGAGUGACGACUGUUUUGAUUUAUAGCAUGAAAAACCAAAAAAAAAAUGGAUCUCCGAGCAGAAAAAGAACAGGACCACAUGUUUCGUUUAAGGCACCGUGCACAUCUGUGGCCGCGAAUAAAAUGCGAGCGAGUUUACACAAUAUGGUACAGUUUUGUUUGUGUUGAAAGCGUGAUGAGAGAAAGCAUGUGGACAGACGUUCAGUGUGAGCACGAAGCGUGGACGGAUGUGGUCUUGUGCGAGCAGCUCUGAGUGAACCGGGUGUAAUGGGAAAUGCAGGUGGUGUGAUGUGUAAGGCUGUUGCAAUCUCCCAGCAGACCAUUUAACAUCUAAUGAAGUGAACACGGGACGCAGACUGUGACGCUCCACCCAACUAUACCAGUUCCCCCACAAGGCCUUUUGCCCACCACCCAGAAAGAAAAAACAGCCCCCGAGCGGAAACGCUCUCACAAACCUCUACCACUUCCCCCCCCACCCCCAACUAUAUGGCAGUAUUCACAGAAGGCUGGUGGUUAAUGUUCCCUGGAAGUGUUACUGUGACACGAACAAGAGUGCAAAUACCCAGCAAGGAAUCUAAAAGUCUAACCCCAUCAAUUAUUUCCUCUGAGAGGCAGAUGUGGCUUUUGAUAUGGGCUACAUGGGCAACUGCCCAGGGAGGCAUUAGAAAGGUUGGGCGCAGAAGCACCAGAUAAAACCAGAACUCAACUGAGUUGUAUCGCAUUUAAGAACCAACACUGGUGAGAGGAGUGUGUGUGUGUGUGUGUGUGUGUGUGUGUGACAAACGCUGCACAGUUCAGUGAACUUGCAGCCGUAGAGAGUCAGGCCAGGUUUGAGUCACAGUUUUCCACUUUAAAAAGUCACGAAAGUAGCAGUUAUUGGCUGUGGGUUAGGAAAAACAAACAAAACUUGCUUAAUUUCCAGUCAUUCGGUGGAAUGUUGCACAGCUGAGGAACAUGCACUUGAUGAGAACAUGCAGCUACUCCAAGCAUGGCAUGUUUGUGCAUCUCCUCUCUAGUCCAAGCACACUAUGAGAUUUAGUGGGGCAGCUUGUGUGAGACAAACCGUGGAUUCAUUAUCGCUCCCUCUGAAACAAUUUAUAAAGCGGGGGGAGAUGACACUUUGAUAUAAGUUUGAAAAAAUAAACAUUUUGAAACAGAA
Molecule: messenger RNA, 3106 nt
Organism: Poecilia latipinna (sailfin molly)
Lineage: Eukaryota; Metazoa; Chordata; Actinopteri; Cyprinodontiformes; Poeciliidae
Gene: shisa2b
Product: shisa family member 2b
Exons: 2
Coding region: 619-1488 (289 amino acids)
Source: RefSeq, a predicted model, not a curated record